Molecule: messenger RNA, 1426 nt
Organism: Metopolophium dirhodum (rose-grain aphid)
Lineage: Eukaryota; Metazoa; Arthropoda; Insecta; Hemiptera; Aphididae
Exons: 11
Coding region: 1-765 (254 amino acids)
Source: RefSeq, a predicted model, not a curated record
AUGACGUGGUCGGUUAUUCACUUCUUUAAAGAUAAUGGAGUAGAGGUAGUACCUAGCACAUGGUUUAAAGAUGAUACCUGUGCUUGGCCUAAGACCCAUGUGAAACAAUCGUUUCUUGUUGCUCGAACGAAAUGCAAAAAAGAAUUGAUCACUUCGGAUUUAUCAUCUACUGAAGAUGACAAUUAUUCUAAAAUAAAAAAUACAAAUAAUGGAAAAAAAUCAAAAUCUGGUAAUAAUUGCAGGAAUGACAAAAAAACGGGAUAUGGCGCUGACAAAUCAGACAUUGAAACUGAUAGCGAUGACAAUAAUUAUGAAUUACCAGCUUAUGAUUCUGCUUGUGUUUAUGAUAUGCUCAUUACUCCAUCAAAAAAUAUACGAACAUUCGUCAAAUCACCAUCAAAAACUCCAGUUUUUGAAUCUAUUGAUGAUAAUUUCUGCAUGGUGAAAAAUGUGUCACCUUAUAGAAGAAAUAAACAUUUUGUACUUUCUCCUAAUAAUUUGGCAAGAGCAGAAAAAAACAAAAAAAGAAAUUUAUCUGAAUCUCCUAGAAAAGUAUAUCCAUCUCCUGAAACUUUUCAAUCACCUCUUUCACAAGAAAUAUCUCCUACUACUGUUCAGAAGUAUUUACCAUUAAAAACAUAUGCACAAGCAUCUGCGGCGAGAUCUGCGGUAUCCAAGCAAUUAUUUAGACCAGAUAACUUAAGCCAACUGUUGACUACUUUAUUAGAAAAUAAACAAAAAACGCCUCCAAAACCAAAUAAAUAAAAAAAUUCUUCAGAAGAUCAAUUUAAGGAACUCAUUUUAUACAAUCUUUUAGUAUUGAAACACAGCAUUAGAAACAUCAAUGAAAAAUUGACAUUGGUUGUCGAAAGGCAGAUUUCACACAAUUAUAAUGUUGAAGAAUCUAAUGAUCUUACAUUAGAAUAUUCUAAUUUGGACUGCUUAUUACCAAUUGAUGAAGAAGAUACAUUAGACAAUAUAGAAGAACAGAUAAGAAAUACCAUGCAUCAUUGACUAAACAGUUAGCUGGACUUGGCGGAAAAAGUAUCAAAGUCAUGGUCAAAAGAAUCAUGGGAUAUUUGUUCACUGACAACAUCUUAGCCUUAUAUUCUUUUAAUGGCAGAGCAAAUAAAAAAAAAAAUGUUUUGCAAAUCUAUCAAUUUCAAAAGUUAUAUUCAAUGCUGUUAAAUCAAUUAAACGAUUGAAUAAUGAAUCAUCGACCGAUGAAAUUGAAAAAUACAUUAAGUAUUAUCUCAUUCAAGCACCAUUCAACAUAAAAAAAAAAAAAGAAAUGUUUCAUUAAAUAUGAUUAUCAUUUAAUUUUGUAAUUAUUAUGUACAAUAUAAUAUAGCUAGGCUAGGUUUGCCUUGUAGUUAUAUCAUAUUUCAACUAUAUAUAUACUAUUAUUAUAUUGUUAUAGGGCCUA